UAUUUGCUUUGGGAUAAAUUGCGUUCCAAGGAGACACAUACAGAGAGUACGUCGAAUGGGAAAUGACUCAAUUCCCGCCCAUGUGUUGCUAUUUCAAUUAACUUCUUCUCGUUCUUAUUUUUCAUUUUUUUAUUGAAUGAAGCAGCUCGAAAGUCUUCCUUUUUCGUGGUAACAGCCAACCAGUUGUGACGGUAAUCUUAGAAGUGCGGCCACCAAAUAUUCUUCUCACCUUUCCGGAUUGUGGACCGUGCUAAGACACAGUGUCUUGCAUAUGACCAAGAUAUGCAACAUGACCCAACAACAGCAGAGCUGCACCAACGCGGCCCCCGUGCCACCACCGCAGCUGCCGCCUACACCCACAAAGAUGACACCAAACCCUCCCAGCCAGUUCGCCCUUAAGAAGCUACUCCCAAUUACUGCCUUCUUCAUGGGAUUUGCCACUGUUAUGACUCUACUAUUGAUUUACAUGGACAACAAAGCUCUCAGGCACCAUCAAUUCAACGUUAACAUGACCCAAGAUUACGAAUUGCUUGGUGUCAGCCAGGAUAACCCAGAAUUGAUAUCCGCAAUCAAGCAAUACUUCUUAAAACCAGGUGUAGAGCCACAUCACAAACCCAUCGAAUACACAGCUGAAUCUCCUUCUGAGCACAUAGAGUAUUUACUGAAAAUAUUAAAUAAUAAGAUGAAUGGGAACUUCGUUGAGGCUGGAGCUUAUGGAGAUGGGAAAACAUCGGAAACUGAGUGGCUUGAGAAGAAAUUAUCUUGGAAAGGUCUGCUAGUCCAGCCUGAUCCCAGACAUUUCUUCAACCUGAAGAGACACAAUCGCGCGAAAUCUCAGGUGUUGCACGGCUGCUUGAGUCCAGCUCCAUACCCCAAAGAAGUAACCUACCAUCAGGAAGAAAGAGACGGGGUGAAAAUCAAUUCCAUCCACUCCAAAUUAAUCGACGAUACGGAUUUAUUUAAUACGCGCGUCAAGUGUUUCCCUCUUUACUCGCUCCUUCUGGCCAUGAACAUGACCAAAGUCGAUUACCUGAGUCUGGAAACCAGAGGCACGGAGCUGCAGGUCCUCGAGACCAUACCUUUUGAACGUCUACGCAUCGAUAUUAUCGAUGUACACCUGCUUGUGAACGAUGGUGAAAAAAAAAUCAUCAAAGAGUUUUUAGCCACCAAGAAUUACACGCUCAUGCAGGUUUUCAACACGAGCAACAUCUACAAGUUGAACAUGCUUAAACCAUAAGAAUAUUUUUUUAAAUACAAAUAAUAUUUAUAUAUAUUUACAUAUAUAAAGUUAAAAAAAAAAACAGAAGACUGAUCAAUCGCAUAAAUCACAAACAAGCUUUAGAAGGAAUUGAAUACUAAGGAAAUUACAUUCCACCCAAAAGUAAUAUUGUUUUUACAAAUGAAUACUACUACUAAAUAGAGAGUGCCUUUUUUAGUACGUUUUAUAUAAUAUACACCAAUUAUUUUUGUAGAUUCACAU
This is a messenger RNA of Nicrophorus vespilloides, 1480 nucleotides long. Its product is annotated as protein Star-like. NCBI's taxonomy places the organism in Eukaryota, Metazoa, Arthropoda, Insecta, Coleoptera, Silphidae. The transcript has 4 exons. The record is from RefSeq and is a predicted model, not a curated record. Bases 272 to 1237 code for a protein of 321 amino acids.